Molecule: messenger RNA, 1117 nt
Organism: Ilex paraguariensis (yerba mate)
Lineage: Eukaryota; Viridiplantae; Streptophyta; Magnoliopsida; Aquifoliales; Aquifoliaceae
Source: the annotation of a GenBank genome assembly
CAACUACAAACAAGAGAGCCCUGAGCCUGCUUCCCCAUCUUCCUCCUUUCUCACCGUCGCCACUGCCACCAUCGCCGCCGCGGCCACCGUCUUCAACCUCCGACCAGUAGCCGGUGCGCUAUAGUAUUCGAAUCUCAUUCAUUCGUUUAUGUUGUCCUGUUUUACUUUGACUAAACCACCAUAGCUUAAGAAACCAAGUGUGCCGUAGCUCGAUCAUAAAUAUACUGGAAGAGGCAUCUAGAUUGUAUACAGAUUGAAUGGCUUAUAUGCAAUACGGUAGGAAUAUCAUCCGCCAGAUUAAAGCUGUCAAAGACCCAACCUCCCUUUUUCAGAGCUCCGAUAGAGUCUUGCAUCACCCGUUGUUGUAUGCUGGUCAAGGUGUUAGAUACAGAAAGUUGGAAGUUAUCCUAACUACGACAAUUGACAAACUUGGCAAAGCUGGUGAAACAGUCAAAGUGGCUCCGGGUUAUUUUCGCAACCACCUGAUGCCCAAGUUGCUGGCUGUCCCAAAUAUAGACAAGUUCGCUCAUCUCAUCAGUGAGCAGCGCAAGAUUUACCAACCCAAGGAAGUUGAAGAGGUUAAAGUAGUUUCUAAGACUGAGGAAGAUAUUAUGAAAGAAUAUCAAACAGCGGCCAAAUACCUGGAUAGUGCCAAGUUGGUUUUGAGAAGGUUUAUCAAGGUUGACAACGAGUUGCGUGAUCCUGUGACUAAAGAUGAAAUUGUAGCUGAGGUGGCAAGACAGCUUCGUGUGCACAUUGAACCUGAAAACUUGCACCUACCAACACCUUUGUCAUCGUUGGGAGAAUUUGAGGUUCCACUACGCUUGCCAAAAUCAAUUCCUUUGCCUGAGGGAAAGAUUCAGUGGGGUCUUAAUGUUAAAAUCCGAAGAAAAUGAUGAAAGGCAUCUGAGGUAAAUGGGCUUCAUGAUCCCAAAUGCUUCUGUAUUGCAGUUUUGGCUUGAGAAUUGAAAACUAUUGUAGCAGCUGAGGCAUUGUUUUUGAACUGAAAUACAUUAUGGAUUUAUUACUCCCCUUAAAUCUUUCACACUUUUAAAAGACGAGUUUAUGCCUUGCUAUGUGAUAGUUUGGGAUCUGUUCCUUGGUUCAUUGUCAACUU